This is a messenger RNA of Microthlaspi erraticum, 1326 nucleotides long. The record is from the annotation of a GenBank genome assembly. Lineage: Eukaryota; Viridiplantae; Streptophyta; Magnoliopsida; Brassicales; Brassicaceae.
AUGUUUGGUUUCGCGAUGAUGGAAUCUCGGAUUGAAAGCAGCUAUAAAGGUAUUGAAUACGAGGCGUUGAAUUGCCGGAAACACAGAGCGAUUUUGCCGGACUUUGGAGCCAUCGGUGAUGGAAAAACCUCAAACACAAAAGCGUUCAGAGAAGCCGUAAGCAAGCUUACUCCGUUGGCUGCUGACGGUGGAGUCCAACUCAUUGUUCCCCCGGGGAAAUGGCUCACCGGAAGUUUCAACCUCACCAGCCAUUUCACUUUGUUUAUCCAGCAAGGUGCAACUAUUCUUGCUUCUCAGGAUGAGUCUGAAUAUCCAAUGCUUCCACGUUUGCCGUCAUAUCCAGAUGCAAGGUUUGCUAGUUUAAUCUACGGAAGUAACCUAACUGAUGUUGUUAUCACUGGUGACAAAGGGACGAUCAAUGGGCAAGGGAAGUCAUGGUGGUUGAAAUAUCGAAGUGGUGGUUUCGCUAACAUAUCGAGACCAUUGUUGAUCGAAAUCGUCUUCUCCAAAAACAUCCAAAUCUCUGAUAUCAAUUUGAUUGAUUCUCCGAUGUGGAAUAUUCAUCCCGUGUAUUGCAAGAACGUCAUUAUUAAAAAUAUUAAAAUCGAUGCUCCUAUCGAUUCUCCUAACACCGAUGGAAUCAACCCUGAUUCUUGCACGAACACACUAAUAGAGGACUGCAACAUAACCUCCGGAGACGAUUGCAUCGCCGUCAAAAGUGGAAUCGACCAAUACGGAAUCUCCACCGGAAUCCCAACACAACAACUCUCCAUCCGACGUCUCACAUGCGUUUCUCCCCACAGCGCAGGAGUAGCAUUAGGAAGCGAGAUGUCCGGAGGGAUCAAAGACGUGAGGAUCGAAGACGUGACGCUAAUCAACACAGAGUCAGCCAUCCGAAUCAAAACCGGCAUCGGCCGUGGCGGUUACGUCAAAGACAUUUUCGCACGUAGGUUCACGAUGAAGACGAUGAAAUUCGUUUUCUGGAUGACCGGUUCGUAUGCACUGCACCCGACAGGCAAGGCGUUGCCGGAGGUUAGCAAUAUCAAUUACCGUGACAUGACGGCGGAGAACGUUACGAUCUCGGCGCAGCUGGAAGGGAUCGAGAACCAUCCUUUCAAGGGGAUAUGCAUGUCGAAUGUGACUAUAGCUUUGUCGCCGAUCACGAAGAAGAUGCAGUGGAACUGUACUGAUGUGGCCGGAGUUACGAGCAGGGUUAAGCCGGAGCCGUGUAGUUUGUUGCCGGAUAAGGGAACGAAGCUGGACUGUGAUUUUCCGACGGAUAAGAUUCCUAUCGAGAGUGUUGUGCUCAAGAAAUGUUAUGCUUAG